This is a messenger RNA of Clonostachys byssicola, 975 nucleotides long. Lineage: Eukaryota; Fungi; Ascomycota; Sordariomycetes; Hypocreales; Bionectriaceae. The record is from the annotation of a GenBank genome assembly.
AUGCCAUCCAAUAAGACGAGCAAAGUGAUUCGAAAGAGGGCCAAGAGGGCCAGGGAGGUGGAAAGAAUCGUUACCAAAGUCGGAGAGCUAACCGAAGAUGGUGAUCUAACAUCAGGCACCGAGGCUAUUGGUCACAAUCACUGCAGGCUGUUGAAGACAUCGUAUAAAACCUUUGUCAAGAUGGUCGACCGCAGUUCCACACUUCAAUCCCUUCGAGCCACCGAGGCGAACCAGAGAUUCAGAUACGACUCUGGGGAUGCAUUUUCAGACGCUAUAGACUUAUUGAAGUCACCUGAAAAGGAAUGCGUUGCCUCCAACUCCGCCUAUAAACAAAUGGUGAGGGAUUGGCUCAUAGAAACAGGGAGAGACGGAACCGCCGAAGAACAUACAAAGUGGAACCUUCUCAAAGGUCAGAAUGCGGAGAGCGCGAAAGCCAGACUCGAUCCAGAAUGGGAUUUGGUCAAGUCUUGGGCGCAAUCGGGUGAGGAUGCCACGACUGCACCAAGGACUCCGUACCUCGACCGACUUGCUCUACUGUGCACAAAAGCCAACAUUCCAAGAUUGACUGCCCUCAGCUGGAUCUACUUUUAUGAUGACCGCAACGGGGCUGCACAUCGCCCGCUUCCCAAAUUUGAGGAUUGUCCCAAAGACGGUGGGUGGAGCAAUGGACUUUACGAAGCCACAAACGCAAGAAAGGAAGAGGCCCAAACGCUAGAGGCAGACGGUACUUUUACGUCCGAGCAAGCCACGGCGUAUAAAUCAGCAAUUUCAUUUCGUUUGGCGAAUGCGAUUUCUGGGCCGGCCCACGAUGGCAGUGUGGAGCCAACAGCGGUGUCAAUGGCAAAUGCCAACGACGCUCACGAGCAAGCUGUUCGGCGGCUAUCGGCCGAGAUAGCACCUGACUUCCCGAGCAAAUAUGUCGAAGGGAAGUGGGAUGAUAUCAAAGUCGCACCUAAACCACUUUCCAAUUCAUGA